Molecule: messenger RNA, 1705 nt
Organism: Ostrea edulis (European flat oyster)
Lineage: Eukaryota; Metazoa; Mollusca; Bivalvia; Ostreida; Ostreidae
Product: protein O-linked-mannose beta-1,4-N-acetylglucosaminyltransferase 2-like
Exons: 2
Coding region: 71-1684 (537 amino acids)
Biological process (GO): intracellular protein transport; protein O-linked glycosylation via mannose
Cellular component (GO): endoplasmic reticulum
Molecular function (GO): small GTPase binding; protein O-acetylglucosaminyltransferase activity
Source: RefSeq, a predicted model, not a curated record
AGUGUUUAUUUCCUAAUUCAUACGUGAAAAGAGAAACUCAUUCCUGAAGAUGGAAUGAAGAAACAGCAAAAUGCACAUUGGAAUUCUAGCUACAAGCAAUAUUCUGGUUUGUAUUAUCUCUGUUUAUCUGUAUACAAAAUUUGCUUCAGAGGAUUUCAAAUUAGGACAGAAAACUAAAGAGAUAAGCCAUGAUAAGAUUGACAUGUUUCAUACCAUGCAUUGGUGCUUUGAUCACCAAUCAAGAAUUUGUCGUUUUCAAUCACUUUGCUAUUAUCCAUUUGAAGAUCAGUUUGUUUACCUAGUUAACAACUCCAGCCAAGAAGAAUUGAAAUCAACAUUACUGUCGCUGUCAUUUUCAUCAGUGUCUGAAUUGGAUGCAUUUUCAUUUGCACCAGUUUUUAUAAGUCAAAACUUUUCCAAACUCAAAAUCCACUGGUUGGGUGGUAAUGUAAUGUUAUUUAAGAGAUUUAAACCAGACAAUAUAAUGCAUGUGUUGCAUGAUGAUGUUCUACCUCUAUAUCAUACACUACAAUUCCUAGGUGAGAGAAAAUUGAAACUUUUGUUCAUGGAUAAUUUCACACAAGGACCAUAUGACAUAUUCUACAAACUAUUGGCUGAUGUAAGAUAUAAACCUAGUGCAAAUAAGCAAGAACUUGUUUGCUUUGAAAGUGCUUUUAUUGGUGUAUCUCCUGUGUCUAAGUGGUAUCAAUAUGGUUAUCAUGGAAAAGUUCAAGGACCAGUGGCUAAUGACAAACUGAACUCUUUCCAUAUACAUGGUGCAACUUCCAGCAUUAUGAAGAAACUAAAAUCUGCAACCAAUAAUCAGUAUAUAGGGGAUUAUCUUGUGCUGAUUUCUAGGACAGAGACUCGAAGAAUCUUGAAUGAGAAAAAAUUGAUAUCCAAGAUUGAAUUUGAUACCAAGAUGAAAAUAUUGGUUAUUAGUGAUGGCGACUUCAGUGAGAUGGUGCACGUAGUCCAGGCAUCAAGAGGAAUUAUUGGAAUGCAUGGAGCAUUGUUAAUUCUGGGAUUGUUUCUCAAACCCGGAUCAAUUCUGAUUGAAUUAUUCCCAUAUGCUGUGAAUCCGGAUAAUUACACACCUUAUCGGACUCUGUCAAGCAUACCCGGAAUGUCCAUUAUCUAUAACAGUUGGAGAAAUAAGGAAAAGACAAAAUCCUUCUUCCACCCAGAUUAUCCACCGGAAGAAGGGGGGAUUAGACAUCUACCUGAGAAGAUUCAGGCUCAAAUUAUGGAGCAAGAGGAGGUUCCUUUACACAGCUGUUGCAGUGAUCCAGCAUGGUUAUUUUAUAUCAAUCAAGACACAGAAGUAAAUGUGGAGGAGGUAGUGCACAUAAUACAGAAAGCUCUGACUGAAAGUAACCUAUUCACUGGUCCACAAGUUAGUGACAAAGAACUCUCAGUAGUUAAACAUCUACAGUGUUCUUGUGCUGAUAAUAAACUCACACUGAACUGGGAGAAACCUUGGAAUCUGGACUACAUUGGUAUUGACAGUGUGCAGUAUAUGAUUGGUGUUCAAAGCAGGCAGUUAAAGUCUUAUAAAGUGUAUAUUGUAAAUGUCAUUUCAUAUGUAAUUGAGGAUGGUAUAGACUGCAAUGAUACAUACAAUGUUUGGGUAAAUGCAGAAAUGAAUGGUGUCAAAGGAGUUGUACAAUACAUUGAAUGUUGAUAAAUGUAUUCAAAUUCUUUA